Messenger RNA from Cyprinodon variegatus (sheepshead minnow), 3616 nucleotides. RefSeq lists its product as uncharacterized. The transcript has 4 exons. NCBI's taxonomy places the organism in Eukaryota, Metazoa, Chordata, Actinopteri, Cyprinodontiformes, Cyprinodontidae. The coding region runs from base 345 to 2336 and encodes 663 amino acids. The record is from RefSeq and is a predicted model, not a curated record.
CAGAGGGGGAAGACGAAGAGAGAGGGAGAGGGGGCCUCCUGGCAUCUCUGAGACAGGCCCAGAGAGGGGGGAGAGGGGCUCCAGGAGCAACACAACGUAGAGAGAGACAGAGAGAGAGCAGUAGGUGGAGAAGGAGCAUCGGCAGAGGAAAGAGGUAGGGCGAUAAAAUCAGAAGCAGGGUUUGGCAGGAGUGGAGGGAGAGGGUGGGACCUUAGCUGAGGAGGGAAAAUAACACUGAAGAAAAAAAAAGUUUUGAAAACUGAGGGAAAGAAUAGAAUAGACAGAGCAUGUGUUAAUGUUGGAAGCCAGAGGAGAUCCAUGGAAGAAAGUCAUCAUCCGUCAGCAUGUUCUCUGACAGUCGGGCCACUUCAACGCCCAGGGAGCAGAAAGGCUUCAAGACGCAUGGCCCCCACUUCAUCCCAUGGCUGCGCAACAGUCUGAAGGCUCACCAUGGCAGCGCAGACCUGGGGCUCAAUGGGGCAUACAAAUCCAGCUCAGAGGCCCGCAACAGCCUGACCCCACUGGAGAGAGCCAAGGGGAUUGGUUUGUUCUCCAUCCAGGGAAAGGACCGGGCAAAGAAGGGGGAGCUCCGAUGUAAUGGCAUGGGUAAGCUGCCAGUGGUGCUGAGGGGGAACCACAUCCUGCCAGGCAGUGUGGGGAAGCAGAAGGAUGAGAGUCCUGCCAAGUGGAACAAGACUAAAGAACUGGACGUGGACCCUAUCACCAACACUCAGCUCAGCCCAAAGGAAGGACUGACUGACAAUUCCUGCUCUGCACCAGAGAGCCAAAAUGUUGGCCACACAAUUCUCCGUCAGACGCAGAAUGACACAAGCAGCCCCUUAGUGAGGAAAUACGGGCCUUUGGUGGGGCCCCAUCCUACGCCUAUACCUGUGCUGCUGGCAGAGAAGCCCAGCUGUAAUGUGCCUGUUGUGGUGUGCAUGGAAGACAGGGAGAGGAAGAUGUGGGACUACACUAGUCACACCACCUACCACCAGAGAGACCUCCAUUCAUCCAGCUGGCUGGGCUCAGACACUCAGGAGCUCAUGGAGAGACAGCAUGGGUUCACCUCCAGCUUCAGCUAUAUCAACAAACACAGCAGGAGCUCACAGAGCCAGAGAGACCUCACAGCCCUGAGGGAGCCCCUGAAUGGCCUCAUCUUUUCCACAGAGACCCCUCCUGAACGCCUGGGCUGCUUCUCAACUCUAAGAGGCCAGAGGAAACCCAGGCUGAACUCAGAACAGAUUGCAAUCCUGGGUCAGAACCAGACAUGGGUACAGCACAAACCAAACAGAGACCAGGAGCCACCGAGGAAGGGAGCAGGCUGCAGCAGAAAGGUGGUCCGAAACCAGAUCAAACGAGUGGUGGACAACCUGGAGCAGGUUCUUACAUCACUGAGGGACAUUCAGCAGGAAAUCAAAGAGGUUGUGCAGCAGAUUGACUAUCUAACCUCUUCCAUUGAUCUGGAUGAUGAGGAGCAGCAGAUAGCAGGAGAAGAAGCUAAGCCUCCCAGCGACAGCAGCUACAGUUCAGCUUCUAGCUCCAGUGAGGUGACAGUACGCAGCGCCCAGCAGAGGCCUCCAAGAGCUGAAAACCGGUCGGUGGACUCCAAUGGUUCCCCCAGUGGAGAGAAUCACAGCAGAAGUCUGCCUUCACAGAAUGGCCAGCUGCACUCCAUUACCACAGGCUCGCUGUCUGAAAGGAGUCGGACUGUUAGACUAAGUUGUGGUACCAUGCUCUCCCCAAGAAAAAGCGUAUCUCGAGCACACACAAACUGUCCUCCCUGUUCUAAUCCACCCCCUCCUAAAAACCCGACCACCCAGGAUCAAAUUCAGUCUCCUAAAGGAAACAUCCCUGCGCGACCUCCCACUCCUGGGCUUUCUCCUCUAACAGUGAACCUCCAUCACCCCAGCAGCCCUGGAUCACAGCCUUCCUCCCCUCUGUCUCCAAAGCUUUAUCCACCUCCCGCCCUUAGCCCGUCUGUCAUCAUAGAGACCAAAGUCGGGUCAUAUCAGACCCCACAAGGCGAUCUGCCAUCUGCUGGACCGUUCUCAUCAUCACUAACCCACCCUCUGUCUGCCAGCUGCCCACCCACAAACUCUGAGACCAAACGUUUGUCCCAGCGCGACAAAGAGCGGCGAGCAUCCUCAGCGGGACCCUCACAUGCCUACGCUACCAACGCAGGUACAGCUAAACCCCCCACAGGACAGGGCAGAAGGGGCCGCAAGCCCCCACCUUACCCCCAUCACAGACUCUCCGAGCCCCCGAAUAAAGUAAGAGAGGCCAGGAAAGCUCCUCCGUACCCAGAGAAAAAAAGGCUGCUCUCUACCACGGUGUGAGACAAUGCAGCAGAAGGGGGGCAGCCAAUCGAACGGAGGCACAUAAACAGCACCAGCCAAAUGUCUGCCAGAGUGGGGAGUGAUUUAAGGCGGUGUAAGGCUCGCCAACUUCAGCUGAGAUCAAGUUUCCAGGGUGACAGGAUGCAAAGGUAACCCAGGUUAGGUCGAGAUCCGGGUGUGAUCUUUUUUCCUAUUCUGACCCUCCCCUGAGAGAGACGGAGAGCUUGGACGGCGACAAAGGGACUCGGCUGAACUCCAGGGAGACACGAGAUGAAAGACGCAGAAGGGCACAGAGCCAGAGCGGGAGGAGGAGGCAUGUUCUCUCCCUCUCCAUUUCUAAUGACACCAGUGUUAGGACUGUCCUUGCUGGGGGAAAGGAGGCGUGUCAAGGUGUGCCUCGCAUCGCCUCGCCUCAUGGACCACGACCGCAUCAGCUGCGGCCGAAAGUGACUGACCUCAGAGUCCAGACAUUAACCUUCCACAUAAAGCAGUCUGUGCAAAGACAACUUCAAGUUUGACUCCAAAAACUAAAAAAAGAAAAAUUUUCUGUGUGGCUCGCACUGAAGUGUAAACAGGAGCUGAAGCCGUUGUAAUAAAAGCAGAAGGGUCGAGCUCAACCAGCUUUAACAGAGACACUUAUACAUCCUGAAAACAUUUACUUACGCCUUUUUAAUGAUGUAAAAAUGUCGUUUUAAGUUUCUAAAUCGCUUUUUAAUAAACAAAGAUAUUUACCAAACUUAGAUGAGGAACUGAAAUUAAUUUCUUUUCAUUUUUUCUUCAGAGCUACUUGACAGAUCUAUCUUUAAGUUGGAUGACUUCUGGUAAACAUAUCAGUUCCUAAAAUUAAAUUCUGAUCUCAGAAGCUCUAGAGGGACAUUAAAAUGCUUUUCUUGGUUUGUUAAGGGGCAUUUAUCUGCAGUUUCUCUUGCAGUUUGUAAAUCAAAACUCAAAUAAAUAAUGGAGUGGAACACAAAAUCAAGUUAUGAUGUCAUUUAAAUGCUGUCUGAAUUAAAAAUAAAGCACUUAAUUUUAUAGACAUCUAGAUUUUCACAUUUAGAUACAAGAAAAAGGAAUAAAAUCAAACAUUUUAUGACAAUAGUUUUCUCACACUAAUCCAGAGCUGGAACAUGAUAAAAGCAUGCUUUAUAAAUUUCCAGACGAUGAGCUUGAUGAGUGUUUAGACUGCCUUUAUGACUCAGACUCACAAUAAAUCCCUUAACUAAUGCUAUAUGUUUAAUCAUUUUCAUGCUGAUCCAGGAGAGGCAUGGCUCGGUUGACAA